AUGAUGGAGGCGGGGCGGCGCAGCACGGGCAUGUCGGCCACGAACCUGCACGUGCUGGACCGGCCGCUGAGCCGCGGCAAGGGCGAGGUGAGCCUCAGCGCCUUCUCCUUCCUCUUCUCCGAGAUGGUGCAGUACUUCCAGGGCCGCGUGCAGAACAUCUCGGACCUGGAGAACCGCCUGGACGGCGCCGGCUUCGGCGUGGGCGUGCGCGUGGUGGAGCUGCUGUGCCACCGCGAGAAGUCCGGGCGGCGCGAGACGCGGCUGCUGGCCAUGCUGCAGUUCAUCGUGUCCACGUGCUGGAAGGCGCUGUUCGGCAAGGCGGCGGACGCGCUGGAGCGCAGCACGGAGAACGAGGACGAGUACAUGAUCCACGAGCUCGAGCCGCUCACCAACAAGUUCGUGUCGGUGCCGCCCGACCUCGGCCAGCUGGACUGCGCCGCGUACAUCGCCGGCAUCGUGCGCGGCAUCCUGUGCAGCAGCGGCUUCCUGGCCGAGGUCACGGCGCACACGGUGGAGGUGCCCGGCGGGCAGAGGGACAAGACCGUCUUCCUCGUCAAGUUCGACGAGAGCGUCAUCCGCCGCGAGCGCGUGCUCACAUAG
Molecule: messenger RNA, 600 nt
Organism: Phytophthora sojae
Lineage: Eukaryota; Oomycota; Peronosporomycetes; Peronosporales; Peronosporaceae
Exons: 2
Coding region: 1-600 (199 amino acids)
Biological process (GO): endoplasmic reticulum to Golgi vesicle-mediated transport
Cellular component (GO): TRAPPI protein complex; TRAPPII protein complex; TRAPPIII protein complex
Source: RefSeq, a predicted model, not a curated record